This is a messenger RNA of Cladocopium goreaui, 9874 nucleotides long. Lineage: Eukaryota; Dinophyceae; Suessiales; Symbiodiniaceae. The record is from the annotation of a GenBank genome assembly.
AUGCAAGUGUCAGAGACGGAUUUGUUGGCAGCAAUUUCAGAGCGAGAGACGUUCUUAGCCCAACUUUUCAAUUGUAGACUGCAGCAACGCCAGAUUGAAAGUUUUGCCAUUCAAGAUGCUGCUCCGGCACAACCUGACUUUGAAGCCACAGUGGUCUCCAAAAAGCAAGAGACCAACAAAGGAAAGCGGGAUUACGCAACACGUCGGAAAGAGGAGGUGCAAUUUCUGGGUCGGACAGUUUGCGUCAGGGCAUGUGCCCGGAAACUCCCGGUGCAUCCAACAUUUGGCUUUGCGAUGAGGGGCGAUGUUGCCGAAAAGUGGCCUUCCGUCGUCAUGUUCCUUUGGUUCGUGUACCAUUCGGCCGCUGAGUGCAUGCCGACGGAUUCGCUGCAUAAGCUCAAGAAACCAGAGGCGAUCAAAGAGGCCGCCUUUGUUGAGGACCGUGAUCCAGACUUGAGUGCCAGGCACAUCAACCACUUUGUUCGAACAUUGCAAACUUACAACAGCGACAUCGAAGUGCACCUCAUCGGACCAGGAAGUUUUAAAGGAGAGCGCCGAUAUUUACAGCAUGGUAGCAGGUCUAUUGGUCACUGCGAAGUUUCAGCCAGUGUUGGUUUCAGCAAGAUGUUGGCCAGAGGCCACGAGGAUGUGGAUCAAGCUUUCUCAGUCCAAGCCGGGGUCAUUGCCAGAAAUGUUUUCGACAACCCUUCUGAGUUGAUAGAGAUUCUGGACAGUAUGGGCCGGGCAGGUGGCGAGGCUGAGCAACUGAGGAAGCAGCAGAAAGUCUCACGAGUUGAUUGCGAAGCAUACAAGCUUGAUGAAGCAGCGCAAUGGAAAGACUGGGUUUCCAUGCUGGGCAUUCGGGUGAAGGGUUUGCGAAGGGUCGGGCAGAUCCGAAUCAGCAUGCGGAAGGACAUUGAUCCCGGGUCCUAUGGGAGAGUUGCUGUUGAAGAGAUUCGCGGGAGCCAGUCUGCCGGAGAAGACAUUUUGCUCUUGGCGAAAAAGUUCAUGGCCGAUCCUGCUCGAGGUCGUGAGCGCCAUGUUGAUUUGAGCAUUGCAGAGGAUGAUGAUGGUGAUUCAGGUUCGGACGAGGCUUACCAGAGCGGCAAAGAUGAAGAUGAGGCUGGCUCUGACAUGAUGUUUGAGAGCGAAGAUGAAAGGAGUGUGCAGAACGGCACUGAUGGAGCCGGAGAUGGUGAGGUCGACAGCUACGUGCAGUGGGCAUUUACUGCGCACAAGAAUUCCUGCCUUGUAAGCUCAUUCCAAUUCGUGCCGGCCUUUCUUUGCGAGUCGGAGCAGUGGAAGGCAGACUACCUGUGCAAGGCUUUCCCAGAUUGUCCUGUCAUUUUCAGAGACAUGAAGGAGUUGGGCCAAGGACAUGCGCAUGAUGUUUUGACCGGGAAGAAAAUCAAAGUCCCGACCGCUGUUGGAUUGGUCGCUGGAUACCCCUGCUGUGGAAUUUCGGCGCAGAAUCCCAAUCCGCAGAGCUUCCGCGACAAGGGGUCUUCUACAGGGGGUGGAUAUCAUGCCACAAUGCGGUAUGUGCAGAAUUCCCCACAAAUCCAGUGGGUCUUACUGGAAAAUGUGCAGCAGAUGUUCCACACCCGUCGAAAAUUUGGCAACGAAAAGCCCAUGGACAUACAAACCGCUGCCAUGAAGAAGCUUGGCUUUGGAUGCGCCUUUGCCUUGCUGCUCAACAGUUCCGAGUUUGGGCUUUGUCAAAGUCGGGCGCGGGCUUGGGUGCUUUAUGUCCGAGGGACAAACGUCAGGCCUGGCAAUGCUGAAGAUUUGGUGCGCACUUUGCAGAUCAAUGCCAAGCAGCUGGGUUUGAGCAGUUUCUUGCGAGAUGCCGAUGCUGCUGGUGUCGGGUGUGAUUCCGUUCAGGCCAAGAAGAGCACGCGGCAAGGUGAGAAGUGGAAAGCUGGCUUUAAGUCAUGCUGUGAGCGCUUGGGGUCCGACGAAGUUGAUCGCAACCUGAAAAAAAUCUUGGUCCUCACAAAGAACGCCGUUCUCUUGACUGAGAGGGAGAUAGCCUUGCUAGCUGAAAAGGCUUUGUUCCAGGGAGUGGGUCCUCGCGAGUACAUGCGUUACAAAAUGUCCGAUCUGUCGCCGCACCAGCUGUCAGACAUGGUCGGGAAUGCGAAAAGGUCAAAGGGUGGGCUCGGCGCAGCAGCGCCGGCCGCAAGCUCUGGUGUGGCGCAGGGCGAUGUUCCUUUGCCUUCCUCGAUGAACAUGGUAGGUGAUGAUGGUGCUUACCCCUUUCCGAUUUUGGGAGGGGGGACUUUUAUGGAAAUCGCUCAGCGAGCACAGUCCGGUGAGGAAGGCGCGUGGUUGCUGAAGGAGAGUGCCGAGAUGUGCUUUGCUGCCGGCUACUUGGAAACUGCAGACCCGGAGGAGCUGAAGGUGUGGCCACCAGAGUUGGGCCUUCAAUUCAGCACGAGCGUCUUGUGCUGGAGCUUUGCAGACGAGAGCUUCUGGAGGGGCCGGUCUGUUGGGAUGUCCGAGAUUGUGUCCUACGCCAAGUCCAUGGCUGUCACAAGGUUCCGUGAGGGUGAGUUGGUCGUGGCACGGUUCUUGCAAUGGCCGCCGGAACCUUUGGGUGAUGACCAGUCCUUAUUUGGCACUUUGUACUUCGGAGAUGGAAGUCAAAAGAUGUUAGCAGCAAUGACUGUCUGGAUUGCCUUACUUCUUUGCUGGCGGCACCAUGGAAGUGAGGGGCUCCAGGACAAGUUUGCUCAAGCCAUGGUGGCCUCCUUUCUCAGCAUCCCCAGCAUUGUCAAGGCAACUGAUGCCAGGGGAUCCCAGUUAGAAUCGAUCAUCAACCGCAUUGUGUCUCAGAACUUGGCUGCAAAAGUGCAACCGGUAUCAUCUUUCGCUUGGUCCUCGAUCCUGAAGGCUGCGACCGGAGACCGAGUUCACCAGACGACCUUUGAAGAUGCCCUGCAAAUUUACAACUCCCACCCGCAGGUUUUGGCACACGACCGGUCGGACACUGGCACGGGGUCAAUCUCAUUGGAUGCCAGGAAAAAGCAAGGAGUGAGGCAUUGGAUGAAUUCAACAGGGACUGAAGCGUACGAGGAGGUCCUCAAAUCAACCCACGACCUGCCCUUCAAUUUAGGUCCUUUUGGUGAAGCAUUCAGCUUCACGAAGUCUUGCUUCAUUGGAUCGACCAGCGGAUUGGAGGUUUGCAGUGAGACCGACGCAGUUUCCUUCCCAAUGGAAGGUGAGGCCUUCGUAGAAGUUGACUGGUCUUUGCCCAUGACUGCUGCUUCUCAGCACCUGUUCUUCCAGAAAGUUCGGGGCAAGUUUGCAAGGGCCACGGUUGGCAUUGGCGCAGCGCAGAAGAAGAAGUACAGGCUCAGUCCAGAUGAGCUUACCCGUGUUCGGAAUGUCUCGGUUUUCUUCAGCCAAGUAUGGUCCUUCCUCUCAGCCCGAAUUCCGGAGAUCGAGGCCACCCAGCUUCGAAAUCUUUUCAUUGAAGGCACGUCUGAGGACCAAGAUUUCCUGCACCUGUUGGACUCCAGGCCAUCCAAGUUUGCCUUGAGUAUGCUCAGAAGCCGGACAGAAGAAUCCCGCAAGCAAGAAGCUGAGAAACAACAGAUGAUUCACAGUGAAGUGGCGCAGCAGCGCGAAGCAGUGACACAGGCUCAAUGGGCGUGGUUUUGUUCCGCCUUGAAAGCGGAUCAGUCUUUGCUUCAAGUGGUCAACCGUGUACCAGCUCAAGUCAAAGCAAAGCUCCAUGCCAAAGUUGUCCAAAGGAGGAAAGAGCAAGCAGAGUCUGGCGAGAGAGCGACGAAAGGGUAUCAGGAGGCUUACUUGAGGGUCGUUUCAGUCGCCAAGAUGGAAUUGAUGAUGGCAGAGGUUUCAAAGAUGAAAGCUCAAGUGGCUUCCGACGCAGGAGUCAAUGGGGACAAUGUGGCCAUCCUUGGCAUGUGCGAUUUCAACGCACCUUAUGCAAGAACGAAGGACAAUUGUGCUGCCUUGUGCAGAGGAAUUUCUGCCCUGAACGAAUCCAAUCCACAGAAGGCCGCUUGCUUGGUAGUGAUGCCGGAUUACGCUCGUGAAAGCAGUCCCAGAGGUUUGUGGGACGAAGAACGCCAAGUGAUGGAAGAGCUCUUCAGCCUCAACCAAUCUUGCGAUUGCAGAUGGAUCGACCUAUAUGCCAGGGAGUCCAAGAAGGCUGACAUGCGUUCCAAUUCUCGCAAGUUUGGCUCCGGGAGGAUGGUGGUUUCAGCUACUUCUCAGGAAGACAACGUGUGGAUGGGAGGUGAGUUGGCCGUUUACGGCCGUGUUGUCGGUCCAAACGAGCUGCAGGAUGGUGGUUCUCCGUUGGCAGUGCUGCCGCGAACAGACAAUGUCCGCAUCUCCGAUCGCUUACGACCAAGCAACGAGCAACUAUCGGCACAAAAAGGGGCCCAAAGACUUCAAAUGAUUUUGGAAAGUGCCUUGCGUCAUUGCAAGUUUGACGCGGUCCUCGUGGUGAACUUAACUGGAUACGUGGAGGAGCUGGCAGUGGCGGUCAUGAACUUGCGUCUCAAGCAGACAAUGGCAGGAGAAGGAGCUUUUGUCAAGCUGAACAAGUUGUACUACCUGAGUGUCCACACCUUGGACAAUGCCGAAAGUGUGCGUUUUGCGAAGAACCGUGUCGGCCGGGAGCUUCUUGAUUUGUGGGUUGACAAGAAGAUUUCGUUUGGUGGACUGGCCUUUGAUGAGAAGCAGGAGAUUGAAGGCAGCAAGUAUGUAGAUGCCCCGGACACUUUGGAGAUGAAAGUGCUGGUGAAGUCGGGUCACGACUUCAAGAUUCACCCUGACCAAGUUCGCCAAUGGACCAAUAUUGGUGGAGAGGUCACCGCCCAGUUUGAAAAGCUGCAAAAAGUCCAUGAAGAUCAGUAUCAGAGCCUCUUGAAGAACAUCAUCCAGCCAGGCCCAUCUCCGAGCGUUGACGCCGCGGCUGCGGCGCAGGAAGAGAACAAGGAGGAGGAUGGGGGCGCGGUUGUUGCUCCAGAAUUCCAGACCUUUGAAUCUGUGGCGAAGCUUCAAGAGUCAGAGGAGAUCCUCACUCGUUGCGCUUCUGAGGUGACGGGCAUCGAGAUUGUGAAAACGAAGUCUGGCAAAGUGUUCCUUGUUUCCGAGAAGAAACGGAUCCUGCCCAAGCACACAUUGCUGGGCGGGUUUGGAACGGGAAAGUGCCUUGGUUGGACGCAUGCCUUGCCCAUCAGGGAUUCCCAACGUAUUCCAGAUUCAGCUGCGAAGGGGCUCUCAAGAAACCAACACAGGUAUCAGCCUUUUGAUCCAACUGCAACAGAAGAAGAGUCCAAGUGCGUCAAGCUGUCUUGGACUGAAGGAGACCGAACGGUGAUACAGAUCGACAUGAGCACGCUUCAGCCAGAUUCGACAACGUUCGAUACAAUGUCGGUCUACAAGUACCUGCUUCUUCUUGAGAAGCACAAAAAAGUGACGGCUUAUGACCUGUCUUACACGCAGUGUUCCAGAGUGUCCGGUUCUGAAGGUUUCAACAUUGCCCCUAAGGAUCUGCAUGUGUACAAAACCAUGCCAGACUUGACCAAGCCGCUGACAUGCAAGUCAGUGUUUUGGGAUUGUGCUCUGUCCGUGAAGAAGAGCCACGGACUUUUGGAUGUUUUCCGUUACCGGUUUGACCGCGUGAAUGCGGUCACCAAGGUUCAGAAGCCAUACGUUUUCUCAAAGGUUGAACAUUUGGCUUGGAGGACGGGAAAAAAUCAUGGCCAGCUGAUGGCUUCGCAGCCUUCGCUCAAAGAUGCCGUACGCAAGGAAGUCAGGAGAUUGCUUGACCGAGAUGAUUUUAACAGCGACUCUGGGGCAGACUUGGCUCUUGAUGCUUUUGAGACCGCUGCAGCAGAGAGUCUUCAGGGGAACCGUGAACCUUCCCCAGAAUGUCGCAGUGACAAGGCCCCUGCAGAGACUCAGAGGAAACCUCAACUUGAUGGUUCCCCUCUAUCUGCAGAGUCGAUGUUUGGUGAGAUCAUAGUCUCUGAAACAGGUGCGGCUCCAUCAAGCCCAGCCACUGUCAGCCCAUUGGUGCCGCAGACCAGGGUGGACCCAGAGGUCCCAUUGACCAACAAGGAUCUUGACGCCAAGAAGACCACGGUGGAGCCAGAGGUCCCGCUGAGCAACAAGGAUCUUGUCGCCAAGAAUGGCGGCCAUCAGAAACCAGACCAAGAUAACAAAGUCGCCAAGGGUGGUCUUGCUAGUAGUGGCAGUAUGGAGUUUUAUGCCACUGAGUCUGAGGCUGGACAUGAUGAUGAAUCAGAGAAGCCACUCCCCCGCAAGGGUAUGAAAAGGCCAGCAGCAGCACAACCAGAAAAGACCAACAAGAAACCGGCAGCUUCUUUUCGAGGUCUCAAGCGGCCGGCUGCUGCCGUCAGCCCAGACAAGGAGAAGGAGGCUGCUGAGUCCGAGGCAGGUCUCAUGCCACCGGCUGCUGAGGAGGUUACUGCCACCCCAGAAAAAGAGGAGGAAGUUCGUAGUGAUGCAGGUCUCAAGCGGCCGGCUGCUGCGCCAGCCAAGAGUGCCAAGGUUUCCACGAAAAAGCAACCAAUCAGCUCUUGGCCUUGGACUGAUGUGGAGGGACAGCAGCACUGCAAGGAGAUUGUUUGCGGAGAUUGGGAGGUGAAAGAGUAUGUCCGGAAAAGUGGCAAUCUUCAAGGAGAAGCUUACCGACUGUAUCAGUACCAGCCGACAGGAUCGAAUCUGAAAUUUUCCUUGAGCUCCAGCGAUGCGGCAAAAAAAUCUUUUGCACAGGGUGAGAAUUUCACAACUCACGGCAGAUCCACUUUGUGCGGUGCGAUGAUGUUUGAGAAUAUGCUGGCCUUCGUUGGCAAAGAUUUGGCUUUGCAGAUUUUUUCACGUACGUCCAGCGACAAAGACUUGCCCGGCCACACAUCUGUGGCGUCGAUCCAUGCGAGCAAUUUUUCAGUGGAAGCUGAUUCCAUUAUGAUCAAGGUCGACCCAGCUUUGACUGUGCACGACCAUUCCCGGCUUGAUUACGUUACAGCCAGGAACGUGGAAGAUGGCAGCGCAUGCCUUACUGCAAGGGUCAAUGUGUGCUACCACAAGUUUAAGAGGACGGACGAAGGUGGUUGUAAGAUUGAAUCGAUGGUGCCGACCAAAGAGUGGAUGUCCAGUGCCAUUCAUAUGAUGAGACUUCCUGAUAGCCUGGUUCUUGGGUACAAUAGGAUCCUGUUUCGCGACUACUUGUACCGCUUCGAACCGGAGGUCAACCAGAUGUUUUUGACCAGUGAGAAAGAUGAUGGCCUACCCGGCACAGGGUCUUGCUGUAAGUUAUAUGGGGAGGACUUCAACAUGGAAUGCAGCAUGGUGGGUUUCAAGGCAGACCCCAAAUUGUCCAUCCGAGACCCCAGUUCCUUUGGUGUCCGUGACUUUGCAGUGAAUCUCCCUGGUGAGCCUCAGGAUGAACGUCGAUGUGUUCUCGUGGAGGCCGUGCUCCGCCCCGCUCGUCGUGGCGGGCGCCGGCACCGCCUGCAAGCAGCCCAGUUCACUCAGCGUCGUUGUGCCCGUUGGCUGGCAGGAGAACGCGAAGAGUUGUGGGAUGCCAUGCCUGCCACUCGCCGCAAACGGCCUGAGGAGAUGGAUGAUGAGGAAGCCCGGUCAGCCCGGCAGAGCCGCUGCUGCUCACUGGCCGCCGAGGGCGAGCCUUCCCGAGCCUGCGCCGCCUUGACUUCCCCACCUUUGCUCAACAACACAGCCUUAGCUGCUGUCCCGGAGUUGGGGGUUGAGGACGUGGUGCGAGCCAUCCGCUCUUUCAGUCGAGGCAGUGCUGCUGGGCCUUCCGGCCUUCGUGGCGUCCACCUUCAGGAGGCCCUUGCUUCUCCCCACGGAGAUGAGCUGGCAGUCCAACUGACGGAAGUGGUGCAGUUGUUGGUCCGUGGUGAAGCGUUGCCGGACAUUGCCCAACACCUGGCGGGAGCAGCUUUGCAUGCCUUGCCAAAGGGGGCCCAUGAAGUGCGUCCCAUUGCUGUGGGGGAAACGUUGCGGAGACUCACGGCGAAAUGCCUUUGCUAUGAUGUGCGCGAGCCGGCACGAGAAUGGUUGUGCCCCUUACAAGUCGGAGUGGCCACCCGUCAUGGGACCGAAGCCAUUGUUCACACCGUGCGAAACUGGGUUCAACGGCACGCCGGGCGAGCAGACCAUGUGUUGCUCAAAAUCGACUUCAGCAACGCCUUCAACACGGUCAACCGGGCUUCGCUCCUCCGUGAAACGCGGCUCCGCUUGCCGGGCUUGUCACCUUGGGCAGAGUGGUGCUAUGGUCACCAUUCUCGGCUGCUGUUCCAAGGCUGCUUCCUCGGGCCCUACAGACUCGCGGCCUUCCGUCGUGGUGGCUUACCUGGACGAUGUGUGCAUGGCCGGUACCGACAAGUCAGCGCUGGAUUGGUCCGCUUGACCGCGGCAGCCCGACAAGUUGGCUUACAAGUAAACCCUGCCAAAUGCGAACUGGUGGCUUGUGGGGGGGCAGCAGCCUCAGUGGACCUAGCUUUCUUUCCGAACGGCAUGCCCUUCAACCAAUCCGGCGCCUUCAGCUUGUUGGGUGCACCCAUUGGCGAUGCUGGUUUCUGCAAUGAGUUUACCGCGGCCGAGCGGGUCAACAAAGCGUUGCCACUCCUCGAGGAACUGGCUGUGCUGUGCGAUGCUCAAACCACUUUGCUCCUCCGGCGUCAAUGUGCCUCGUACUCCCGCAUGGUGUACUCCACUCGGGUUACGCCCCCAAUGGGCUUGGCGCCAGCAUUGCAAUCCUUCGACACGGCAGUCCGCGGCUGCCUAGAGGCAGGGUGCAGUGGGCCACUCACACCGGAGGCCUGGAUGCAAGCCUCUCUUUCGACGAGGUCUGGGGGCUUGGGUCUACGAAGCGUGGCCCGGCACAGUGUUGCAGGCUACGCGGCUUCACUCUUGGCUACCGCCCCCUUGUGCAAAGACAUCGAUGGCAACUAUGAUGCAGACCAGGGCGCCGCCGUGCACCAGGUCAACCUCGCGCUCCCACCUGCCGACCACUUCCCGGUCCCAGCCCCCUGGCCGCGCCUGGCCCUGGGCGAGAAGCUUACCGAGCCCAUUUCCAACUCUUGCAGCAAGAAGGGCGGGGCCUGGCUCCACGCUUUUCCAAACGAUGCCCUGGGCCUCCAUGUGGUCACUCCCCUCUUCCUUCGCUUGCCUAUUGCCGAUUCUGACAUGGCUUGCCCCUUGUGUGAUGGCACUUCAGAUAGCUUCGGGGACCACGCCCGUGUGUGCCCCUGCGGGGGCGAUAGGGUCAAGAGACACAACCAGCUGCGCAACAUCCUGGCAGGGCGUGCCCGCGCUGCUGGCUUGCAACCGGAAGUCGAGAAACCGAACUUGCUCCCUCCGCGGCCGGAGCUCCAGGGGGGCACCGAAGAUGGAUCACAGCCUCGUGGAAAUGGCCGUCGCCCAGCUGAUGUCUGGAUCGCCACCUGGAACCUUCAUGGCCCUGCCGCUUUCGAUGUUGCGGUCACUUCUGGCUUGCGGCAAGGCCACCUUGCUGCUUCAGCCGCUGAUGGCAGCAAAGCGAGCAUGGAUUACGAAGGUCGGAAGUGCCACCACUUGGACACGUUGCAGGCCUGUGCCACUGAGGGCCUGCAAUUCAUUCCCCUUGUGGUCGAAGCCUGCGGUGGAGGCUGGGGGCCCACCGCUUUCAAAACGUGGAGGUCCCUCUCGGCCGCUAUCGCUGCCAGGACAAGUGAAAGCAGCUCCGUGGAACUGCAGCGCUUGCUGCAGGCCCUCGGCAUUGCGUUGCACCGGGAGAAUGCCAGGGCCAUAAUGUGGCUGGCCUUUGCCUUGAGUUCCCCAGCGCCCUUUUUCCUGUGGCCGG